UUCUAGCCGCCCUAAACCGUUCUGUGCAGGAUCCUAUGGUCAGCUGUUUUCACGCGACGUGGACAACGCUAUCUACUUUCUGUUUUCGUGUCUUUAAUUUGCUAUCUAACGUCUAACCGCCUGCUUGUUAGCUGGAUAUGGCGAAUCGAAAGCGGCAAAUAGAUGAAGUUUUGAGCUCAGAUGAUCGCUUCCAAACGCCGGAGAAGAAGGUGUCUGUAGUCCGGCAGCCGGACACGGACUUCACGGGAUGGGGAGUGCAGGAAACCUGUCAAUACCUGCGAAGAGAAGGUCUUGGGGAAUGGGAAGAUACGUUUAGAGCACAAAAAAUCAGCGGUGUCGGGCUGCGGUAUCUCAACGAUGCAAAACUGAAGGAAAUUGGCAUAAAGCAUCUCGGUGACCGUCUGCAGAUCUUGCACAGCCUCAGGAAGUUGUGGCAGUUAGAAGCUGAACCAAAUAAGGUGUUCAACGAUCCUAUCCACGGGCAUGUGGAGUUACACCCGCUCCUCAUCAAAAUCAUCGACACGCCUCAGUUCCAGAGACUGCGAAACAUCAAGCAGCUUGGAGGGACAUACCUUGUUUUUCCUGGGGCGUCCCACAACCGCUUUGAACACAGCAUUGGGGUGGGUUACUUGGCCGGACAACUGGUUCAAGCUUUGAACGAGAGGCAGCCAGAACUCCUCAUCUCUCGUAGAGACAUCCUCUGUGUCCAGAUUGCUGGACUCUGCCAUGACCUGGGACAUGGGCCAUUUUCCCACAUGUUUGAUGGGAUGUUUAUUCCCAAAGCACGUCCAGACAUCAUCUGGAAGCAUGAGAUGGCCUCUCUCACCAUGUUUGACUACCUGGUGGAUGAUAAUGGCCUGAAGCCGGUAAUGGAGGAACAUGGUCUGGUGCUGCCCCAGGAUCUGGACUUUAUUAAGGAGCAGAUUGCUGGACCACUCGAUACUAAGGCAGCUCAAGGCCAGAAGUGGCCAUACAAGGGCCGCCCUGAAGACAAAUCCUUCCUCUAUGAAAUUGUGGCCAACAAAAAGAACGGCAUUGAUGUGGAUAAGUGGGACUACUUCGCAAGGGAUUGUUACCACUUGGGCAUUCAGAACAACUUUGACUACCACCGUUUCCUAAAAUUUGCUAGAGUGUGUGAGGUGGAUGGGCAGAAGCACAUUUGCACACGAGACAAGGAGGUGGGGAAUCUGUAUGAUAUGUUCCACACAAGGAACUGUCUGCACAGAAGAGCCUACCAGCACAAAGUGGGAAACAUCAUAGAAACUAUGAUUACAGAGGCCUUUUUAAAAGCAGAUCCACACAUCCAGAUCCAGGGCUCUGGAGGAAAGGUCCUCACUCUCUCCACAGCCAUAGAUGACAUGGUGGCCUACACCAAGCUGACAGAUCACGUGUUCGAACAGAUACUGAACUCCUCCUCUUCAGAGCUCGCUGAAGCGAGGCAAAUUCUGCACAACAUCGUCUGUAGAAACCUCUACAAGUGUCUGGGGCAAACUCAGCCAGACAAAGCUGUGAAUGUCACCCAAGAGACUAUUCACAGCUGGGAGGCAGAUUUGGCUCAAGCCAUCCCUCAGAGUGGCCAUCAGGAUGUCAGUCUGCAGCCAGAAGACUUUGUUGUCACUGUCAUUGUUAUUGACUACGGGAUGAAGGAAAAGAACCCCAUAAACAACGUGCGUUUCUACUGCAAGAAUGACCUAACCAAAGCCAUCCAGAUCCGGAAAAACCAGGUGUCUAAACUUCUUCCAGAGCACUUUGCUGAGCAGCUGAUUAGGGUCUACUGCAAAAAGACAGAUGAAAGGAGUCUCGAGGCUGCCAAGAAGCACUUUGUUCAGUGGUGCAUGAACAAGAACUUCUCAAAACCUCAGGAUGGAGACAUAAUAGCACCUGAGCUGACACCUCUGAAACCCAGCUGGCGCAACAACAAUGAUGGAGAGGAUGGCGAAGAUAACGGCUCCAAAGAAACAAACUGUGCUCCUGUGAAUGGACACAGUAAGGCCAAAACUCAGCUGUUCAAAUGAGAGAGAGAGAGAACAGUUCAAACCACACAAAGACAGAAAAGAUGACUGCUAAUAGAAAACCUCUAUUUUUCUAAGUGUGCUGAGUGCAGUAAGGGUACAGUGAUCCUUCUUUGGAAAAGGUUUUCCAGAAAUAAGGCUUUCGUCAACAUUAUACACAGUAUUCUUUAAAUGACAUUUUAUUUUAAACCAUUUUUAGUUUAAUUAUGCAGGUCAAAACAUUAUUAUGUUCAAAAGAAUAUAAAAUGCCUCAGAAAUCAGAAAUUUCAGGGUGGUGUGUUUUUAAACACAUGAAGCUGAUGUAUUUCAGGUCUGUUUUUAUUCAGCUUUAAAGAUAGUAAAUUACUGUCUGGCUUUCAGAACAUUUUUGCUCUGUUGCAUUUUAAAAGUUAAUCACAUUCAAAGUAUUUAAUUUAUGGGAUUAUUUUGAGGUUGGACUCAUCUGCUUUUGUAUUUCCUUUUGGUCUUUUGGCUGAUUUUGUUUUUGAAGUGCUUUUAUUUAUUGUUCAUCCAGUAACUCUCCGUGUUCAUUACUGUCUUCACCUCGCAGGUGUGUAUAACAUUUAGAAGGGUAUUUGAUACCUUUUUUAAAAUGUUUUGUUACCAAAAUAUUGUGUAGCCUCAUCAAAUCCUUGCCCAGUAUGUCUUCAGAAAAAUAUAUAUUUGAGAGCAUGACAUGUGAAU
Melanotaenia boesemani (Boeseman's rainbowfish) is the source of this 2696-nucleotide messenger RNA. It is a transcript of the gene samhd1a, whose product is annotated as SAM domain and HD domain 1. The record is from RefSeq and is a predicted model, not a curated record. Gene Ontology annotation, biological process: defense response to virus; dGTP catabolic process; regulation of innate immune response. Gene Ontology annotation, molecular function: protein binding; dGTPase activity. Gene Ontology annotation, cellular component: nucleus. The transcript is spliced from 16 exons. NCBI's taxonomy places the organism in Eukaryota, Metazoa, Chordata, Actinopteri, Atheriniformes, Melanotaeniidae. Bases 138 to 2015 code for a protein of 625 amino acids.